Molecule: messenger RNA, 486 nt
Organism: Procambarus clarkii (red swamp crayfish)
Lineage: Eukaryota; Metazoa; Arthropoda; Malacostraca; Decapoda; Cambaridae
Source: RefSeq, a predicted model, not a curated record
AUGCCCAGUCCAGCCCUCGUUAUGCCCAGUCCAGCCCUCGUUAUGCCCAGUCCAGCCCUCGUUAUGCCCAGUCCAGCCCUCGUUAUGCCCAGUCCAGCCCUCGUUAUGCCCAGUCCAGCCCUCGUUAUGCAAAGUCCAGCCCUCGUUAUCCCCAGUCCAGCCCUCGUUAUCCCCAGUCCGGGCCUCGUUAUGCCCAGUCCAGCCCUCGUUAUGCCCAGUCCAGCCCUCGUUAUCCCCAGUCCAGCCCUCGUUAUCCUCAGUCCAGCCCUCGUUAUGCCCAGUCUAGCCCUCGUUUUCCCCACUGCAGCCUUCGUUAUCCCCACUCCAGCCCUCGUUAUCCCCAGUCCAGCCCUCGUUAUCCCCACUCCAGCCCUCGUUAUCCCCACUCCAGCCCUCGUUAUCCCCAGUCCAGCCCUCGUUAUCCCCAGUCCGGGCCUCGUUAUCCCCAGUCCAGCCUUCGCCUCACGGUGUAACGCAGGACAAUGA